CAUUCUUCGAGACCCUCCACGGAAUGAAAGAGCUUCAACUUGGCGUGCUUAAGGGCUAUGACAAGGAUAUCUUCCGAGCAUAUGCUCCGGAUGUCAAGUCGUUCAUGGAGGCCAAGGAAGUACCCAAUCAUGUUACCGUGUGUGUCGACAAGAUCCGCCACCCAGGCGUUUCUAGCAACCAGCGCGAAGUAGAUCUGAUGAAGAGCCUGCUUCCAGAGAGCGAGUGGAAGAACAUCAAGAUUACCAUCAUCUCGCCAUCAUGGUAUCACUUCCGCUACAUGAACGGGAGGAGCUUUCCCAAGGAGGUGUACGCAAACGAUGAGGAGUAUUUCGAGGACUGGUCGCAAAGGCUUACCAGGAGGAGCUGAAGAUUCUGCACUCUCUGGGCAUUAGGAACAUCCAGAUCGAUGACCCGAACCUGGCAUACUUCUGCUCGCAAGACAUGUUGGAGGGUUGGUCCGCCGACAAGACGAACGACAAGGACCGCCGACGAGAUGUUCGACUCGUACGUCAAGUUCUACAACAAGUGCUUCGAGCGCCCCGCAGACAUGCACCUUGGUAUCCAUCUCUGCCGUGGCAACUACGUUGGAAGCCGUCACUUCUCGGAGGGCGCGUACGACAACAUCGCGAAGAAGCUGUUCCAGGACCUGAACGUCGACACAUACUACCUCGAGUAUGACACACCCCGCGCUGGUGGUUUCGAGCCUCUCGAACACUUGCCAAAGAACAAGAAUGUCGUUCUUGGUGUGAUUACAUCGAAGUUCCCCAAGCUCGAGGACAAGGAUGAGAUGAUUGCACGUGUAAACCAGGCUGCCGAUUGGAUCGCGAAGGGCACCGGCCAGUCGCGCGAGGACGCGAUCAAGCAGUGUUGCGUCAGCCCACAGUGCGGUUUCGCAUCGCAUGCCGAGGGUAACGACCUUGGAUACGAGGACAUGAGGAAGAAGCUACAGCUGGUGAGGAGUAUCGCGGACGCGGUGUGGCCAGGUGAGCCAUAGAUUUGCAAGGGAUUGCGGAGUUUCAGGGCGAGAGAUAUGUGCGAGAUCACGGUUGAUUCAACCUAUUGGAGCAUCGGGAGGCGCUGAGAUGAUAAAAAUGCCUAUUCAACACGGCGUUUGUACAGAGGAGGCGGCUGUAUAAGAUAACGAGCCUUGUUCUCGAAAAGUGCUUCAAGGCUACGAAGCCAAAUAAACGAAAUACAGGAGC
This is a messenger RNA of Parastagonospora nodorum SN15, 1203 nucleotides long. RefSeq lists its product as hypothetical. Lineage: Eukaryota; Fungi; Ascomycota; Dothideomycetes; Pleosporales; Phaeosphaeriaceae. The transcript has a single exon. The record is from RefSeq and is a predicted model, not a curated record. The coding region runs from base 408 to 995 and encodes 195 amino acids.